AUGGCUACUCAAAUGGUUAGCCAAGCAGGUGGCAGUGGCUUGUUUGGCAACAAUGGCAAUUAUGGAAUUUCACUGGAUGGGGAUAUGUACGGGUUACAUGAUCUUUCUAAAGCUGAUAUGGCAGCCCCUCGGUUGAUUAUGCUGGCCAAUGUGGCUCUAACCGGGGAGGUUAAUGGCAACUGUUGUGACUACAUCAUGGAAGAAGAAAGGCAAAUGGCAGAGCUAACAACAGUUAAUGACAAUAGUUUCUCGGACAGUGAGGGGGAAAGGAUGGAAGAGUCCCACAAUGUGGACAAUGACUCCAGUGUAUUUCAAAUCAUGGAGGUGGAACCCCCUGAAAGCCAGAAAGAAACUGCAUGUGAUACUGAAUUAACUGUUCCAUCUAGUCCGGUAAAUACGGAUCCAGAAAAGGAUGCGGAAACUCCUGCUGUUACAGAAGACAAAAAUAAGUGCCUCAAAAGUAAACCUUUUAGGUGCAAACCUUGUCAGUACAGGGCAGAAAACGAGGAAGAGUUUGUUCUUCAUAUCAAGUCACACAGUGCAAAGCCUUUCAUUGAUAAUGAAUCUCCGAAAAACACAGAGACCAAGGAAUCCGAUUCUUCUAUACCAGAGGAAGCUGACUUCUCCAAAGGACCUAUACGAUGUGAUCGGUGUGGCUACAAUACCAACCGAUUUGAUCACUAUCUGGCUCAUUUGAAGCACCACAACAAAGUUGGUGAAAACGAGAGGGUGUACAAGUGCACUAUAUGCACCUAUACUACGGUCAGCGAGUACCACUGGAAGAAACACCUGCGUAAUCACUUUCCAAGGAUCGUCUAUACGUGCUCGCAAUGUUCAUAUUUUUCAGACCGCAAAAAUAAUUAUAUUCAGCAUAUAAGGACCCAUACAGGUAAGCAUAUUUUAUACCUGAAAUAAACAUGUGUUCAUGAAUAUGGAAUAUACACUGCAGUAUUUUUUUUUUUUUUUUACUCCAGGCUCACUGUCACUUACUCAGGGUUGUGGAAAUUGUGGGUGUGGAAAAAAAAAAUUCUACUUGUCCACAGGACUAAGGUGGUAACCCAAUCCACAUGUCCCUCAUGACAAGCUACUUGUCCUGAACCACAAAAUAAUUUUAAUUAGAAAUACUGAGGCCCCUACCUAGAGUGUCUCUCCCUCUGUGUUUACUCAUAGUGUGCUUGCAUUGUGUAGUGUUUGUGUGUGCACGCUGACUGUGUUUAGUAUGUUUGUGUGUGGUGUGCAAUGAGUGGGGGGUUUGUUGGCUGUGUGCAAGGGUGCUCUGUUUUACAUUUCUGUCUUGCGGGGUGGCUAUGACCCCUGGUGGUCCAGCAGGGGUUAAAAAAUUAAAGCAUGAGGGCUUUGUGAUGCAAAGCACAGUAAUUGCUACCUCGUGGUCUGGUGCUUAUUAGUGAGUGCAGGAUUUUGAGGAAGCGAUUACUGUGCUUUGCACCAGAUGAAGCUGCAAACCACAGGCUUCAUGGCCUUAUCCUGCAUCUGGCAUGCUGCAUGCCCUCUGCGGGGAUAAAGAGGGGGGGAAAAAAAUCUUUCUGCCCAGCGGCUGGAACUGACUGUCCUGGGAAAUAGGAAUCCCCCAUCCCUGCUCACAUUUGUCUGGACACAAAGAGAUUAAGUUACCUCUCUGGCGCACAGGCCCACUGGUGUGAGGAGUAGCAGAAACUUGUAUCGCUUUCUGUUUCUAAUCAUAUAUUUCAGUUAAAAGUGUAGUACAACUAACACUCUUUUAUGUAAGAAAAAAUGUUUAUACUUGCAUAGGAAGAAAAACAUCUGCUGAUAUUUUCAAAGGGCAACUUUAAUAUUAAAAAUGAAUAUAUUUAUUUUUAAUGUUCAAGUGUUGCUUACACUGCACACUUCCCUCCUCUCCCCCUUUUUUCAAACAAACAAAGCUUCCACGAGGAAGUGCCUCUGUUGGCUGUCUGAUUAAAAGUGCUUACAUGUGUCUGACUGCAGGGACAGGGUAUUUGUACCAAAACCACUACGAUUAAAAUGUUCUGUUUUUGUAUCCUAGUAUCAUUUUAAUAUUGCUCCAUGUAUGCACCCUUAAUUGAACCUCUUUGAAAGGUGGCCCAUAGCCUCAAAUGCCCAAUAUUGAAAGUCAGUGUUUAAAAAUGGCAAAUAAUUACACUUUACAUCUUCUGGGAGACUGAUUUGUACACAGCAAACAUAAUUCUAAUACACUCCACUCAGUAUUGCCUUACUAGAGUUACCUUGGUAUAUUGUAAAACUAUUGGGAAAUGGGGUGGUAAAUGCUAUUUUUGUUUGUUUGUUGUAGCGUGUUUUUGCGUGUUAUUGGAAAAACUGCUAAUUGAAUGACUUUUUUUUUUGCUUUAGUGGUGUCUUUAAAAAAAAAAAUUAAGUCGAAUGAUUGUUUGUAAAAUACGAUACAUAGUAAAAAUAUGUGGAGAAACUUUUAGUACAUAUUUCAUUAAUAAAACAAUAUAUGCAUAUGAGAAAUCUGGAGAUGUUCUAAGAAGUUAUUGAUUGGUUUCACAUGAUGAGUCUCAUACGUGAAAUGUAAAGCUAGAUGCUAGUACAAACUGGAUAAUAAAUACACAAAAAUAUGACUAAGCCACCUAUGACUCAGCUUAAAAGGACUCUUUAGUCACCCAGACCACUUCAGCUCAGUGAAGUGGUCUGGGUUCCAGGUCCCUCAGGUUUUAACCCAUCACAUGUAAACAUAGUAGUUUCAGAGAAACUGCUAUGUUUACAUAGCGGGGUUAAUCCAACCUCUAAUGGCUGUCUUCCUGAGAGGCGCUUCUGCGGCGCAGGAUGUGAAAUUUGUAUCCCAGCGCUGAGGAAGCCCGGCGCGGAAUUAAGGUAAGCUGCUGAAGGGGUUUUAUCCAUGGGAGGGGCCCCCUGAGGGUGAGGGUCCCCCAAGGAUGACAUAGUGUCAGGAAAAUGGGUUUGUUUUCCUGACACUAUAGUGAUCCUUUAAGUUUAUGUAACCAACAUAGUCAGUAACUUACUCACAGACACUACCCGCCACACUUCGUUCUGCCUAUUUAAAGCAGUUCUGAAAUGUGACAUAUCUCCUGUCUGUGGGAGAGGGGUAAAUUGUCUAUACUGACUUCAUACCUCCAUCUUCUGGUUCAGCCCUUCAGCUACUGUUGGCUUCACCUACUUGGUUGGAGUCAUGUCACUAAUGUAUUCUCAAAGUGUGCAAGGGCUGUAGAAUAUUGCAGAUCCUGCAUAGAUGUUAUAGUACAUUCUCAAUGAUCUAGGAAGGCAGAAGUUGCUUAAAACUUGGCUUUUACCACAUUUUGCCAAAAAUCAGCUAUUGUUUGUGAAACAAAGUAGGUCCUGCAUUGACAAGACACCUAGAGAUAUAUAUCCUCCUACCUCAUAGAGUGUAAGUUCAAUUGAGCAAAGCCUCCAAAGAUCCCCUUUCUAUAAUUGUUUUUUUUUGUUUGUGUGAAUUAUACAACUCUGCACUGUUGCCAAUUCUAAUAUUACUUACAAAUCAAUGUUCCAUUGAGUCACACUACAAUCCAUAUCUCUAUAGACUGUCUUCCACAAUGUUUUUUAUGGCUAUGUUAUGGGCCCCUGUUAAAACGUCUUUUAAUUAUUGAAAUAAUAUGCACAUAUCACUUUUUUUUUUUUUUUUUUUGGUGUGAAUUCCAAUAGUUUGAUGCUGCACUAAACUUUGGUUAGAAAUUUUAAGGGUCAGUAUCGGAACAGUAACGCGCAAAACACUGUAAGUCAAGAACCCUUCCGUUGCUGUAACCAGCGGCCAUUGUCAUGUUGCAAUUCAGCCCUGAGCAGUCUGACCUUCUGUUCAAUGCUGUUUGAAAGCAUCAGCUUAUAUUAAUAGUGGUGAAACAGAUUAUAAUUGCAGCCAAAUUGUCAUAAAGUUAACAAUGUAAAUGCUUUUAAAUCAUGUCCUAUAUGAUGACCUUUUUUUUUUUUUUUGUAUUUUAUGCUAGACAAAUUUCUUGCCAGUAUAUAAAGUUUUCUUUUAUUUUUUUCCCUUUGCUUUUGUGGCAUAUUUGGAAUUGGAAUCCCUGUGCAUCCUCACACACACACGUUUUAAAAAUAAAAUAGCUAAAACUCAUCUACUCAUCUACCAACACAGUGUCCAAGUUCUCCCCUCAACCCAAUUCUCCUUUACCAACGUAAUUUCCCCUUGCCGGAAUGAGAUGAAGAUGAGAGAGGACGAACGGUAGGGCUGUGCCGCCAUUGGUUGUCUGUCACCAGCAUGUUGGUGUCAUAUGCCAAUUUGCACAGAAUUGAUAUUAGCCAGCCCUAACUUUGUUCUGGGCUAGUUAAUGACAUUGCCAGAGGUGCACUUGCACCUCCAGCAGUUGUGGGAUUCAACUCUGUAUGUGCAGCAUUUCAAACGCUUGAAAUAAUUAAGUGGUCAUGGUGCUCUGAGUAAUCCUUUAAGCCCUGCCUUAGCUAUAAUUUGAUCUCAGUGUUGAACACCAACAUUUAAGAUAUUUUUCCCAUCCAUUUAAUCUACAGAUAGCAUCUUUGAUUAAUCUGGACCAAUUCGGCUUUGUCUCUGAAAGGAAAGAUGGGGAUAACACAAUAUAUCAAUUUAAUAUUAUCCAUAGGGCUUAAUGCCUUGAACUUUACUUAUUGAUACCAAAUAAAAGAGUUCAGUAGGGCAUAUUAGUCUUUCAUAUCAUGCCUACAUUGUUGGUUGGUUUGGGCCAACAUGUUUUGCUGUUUGGAGCAAUUUUGGGUGGCUUGCUAAUAUCAGUUCACACAAACUGAAUUCUAAACACAUUUAUUGUAUUUUAAAGACAUGUUAAUGUAAGUAUUAUUGCUGUGGAGCUCUGUUAUACACUCAGGCAUACCAACAAUAUUGGGAAAGAAAAAAGGGACAGGUGAAUUUUGUGCCAAAAAUAGAGACUGCCUCUCCCAAAUAAGGGCAUUUGGAAGCUAUGCAACUGCAGCUGUGCUAUAUGACAUUCUAUAUUCCCUUUACUAUUCAUCAUUGGUAAAGAAUCCUUCUUCAGUGUCACUCAUUCCAGCUCAUCAAUAAAGGUGUACAUCCAGAGAAAUUAGAAUCAUACCCUACACCAAUGACAUUCCCAUAUAACACUCUGAAAAAUAUUCAACAUAUUGAUAUUUUUCUCACAGUCUCAAAAUGUAUUCAGAAUGUGAGAUCUUACUCCUAACCAUAUCCUGUAGCUGCACUUCACAACUCAACAUGAUUUCAGAUGGUGCAAAGAUAACUUUUCUUUCCUCGACAUUCAAUGUCUGUCGGAUAUCACAUCAAUAUACAAGUUUAACUACCAGCCCCCUUUAGCCCUGAUUUUUGUAGUUGACGUGUGGACCUUGUUACUGAACCUCUAGAAGUCAGACAUGUUUCCAUAUCCCAUUCUUAUACAUGGUGGACCUAGACAAUCCCUCUUUAUGGAAAAAAUGUCAGUAUCACGAGCUGGCUUGUUGGAUUCUUCCCACGGUUCUCCUUGUCUUUAAUCACCCUGACAAUAUCUUUCAAGCACUGAGUUACCUUCCGGCCCACUGCAGUAGUACCUGUUUAUGUAAAUUCCUUCUUCUCUAAAGCUUAAAGGAACACUAUAGUGUCAGGAAUAGAAACGUGUAUUCCUGAUACUAAGGUUAUAAGACCACUGUUUAGGCCCCCCAGACCCUGUCUCCUGCCUUUAAUAGGUGAGAUUAAGUACCUUAUUUUCAGCGCCCCCUUGGCCUCCUCGUGGCUGGCUCCGCUGCACCUCCUUGGCUAUCAUCAGAUUUGAUGAUCUCAACUAAUCCAGUGCUCUUCCAUAGGAAACUAUAGGGAGGCUAUUGUGCAUGCAUGGCAAAAGGCAGCACUGCGCCAUUCACCAUCUCCUCAUAGAGAUGCAUUGAAUCAAUGCAUCUCUGUGAAGAACGCUCUGCAUGGAGAUGCUGAACGUUCAUCACUGACCCAGGAAGCACCUCUUGUGGCCGUCUAAGUGACUGCUACUAGAGGUGUCCCUGGGCAGCAAUGUAAACACUGUAUUUUCUCUGAAAAAGCAUUGUUUAUAUUAAAAUGCCUGUAAGGACAUAUACUAUAUACUAUACACACCAUAAUAACUACAUUAAGCUGUAGUUGUUCUGGUGGCUAUAGUGUCCCUUUAAGUUCCUUAGUCUUCUUGAUGACAAUUCAAUACUGGGAGAAUAACCUUUCUUCUUGCCAAUAAAUCAUAUAUAAAAAGAAUGUACAAUAUUCUGUUAUACUAGAGUCUACUCAGAUUCUUCAGACUACUUGGUUGUCAGUUUUUCAUGCUGCAGAUGUGGUCAUUUCAUAAAUAGUCUUGUUGAUACAUGCUCAAGUUAUGAAUUGAUCAAACCCUUCUGGUCCACACUAAAAUAUCUGCCCAUAAUCCCAUCACUUACACACAAAGCCCUAUUACUGCACUUUGUACUUUUUUCUGUUGUGACAUUCUGCUACAUGUCACUACACAUCUGAUGAAUGCAGCUCACAGCUGAUAGUUUCCUACUGGGUCUUAGAACUGUUCCAGUGAGCAUACACUGAGUGGAGGAGAUCUUUAUUAAUGAAGAAUUGGUCCCUAUUUUGUCUAACAGACAUGACUGCUACAUUAUUUCAGGUUAUCUGAAUGUAUUCAAACUUAGAGCAAAACCUUUUUUUUUACCCCUUUAAGCCCUGAACACUGGGUUGACUCAUCUGCCUUUUGCCCAACCAAUCAGCAAAAACUGGCCUUUUCUAUAUAACCACUCAUAUUAUUGCAUUCUCUACCACACCCUCACUAUAUAAUGGCUGUAUUGUCUUUCAUCCCUCUUUGUACCUAAGCCUUUACCCUUCUUGUUCUUACUUUGUUUAUGGUUUUGAUUGCUUUGUCAUUAAAAUAGUUGUCAUGAUUUUGUUGAUAUAUAAAUAUGCAUUUCCCCUGCUUAAUUUCUGUCUGCAACUGUUAUUCAUUAAAAAAAAAAGUUUAUAUAAAACAGACUAAAUUCUUAAUUGUAGCAACUAAUAAAUGUUUGUUUUGUUUUUGCAUUUAGGAGAACGGCCUUAUCAAUGCAUCAUGUGUCCUUACUCAAGUUCACAAAAAACCCACCUGACAAGACAUAUGAGGACACAUUCAGGUUGGUCGCAAACAAAGUCAUUCUGUACUAUUGUACAAAUCAAAAAUCAAUGUGGAGAGUUUAAAAUAAAUCUGAUUUAAAGAAAACAGCACUAAACAAGUCCAAUCAAAAUCAUUGAUCAACUUUUUAAAUUACUUUCUGAUGCGAUCAGUUACAGUACAGAGCAGGGGUGCCCAAAAGGCUGAUCCCAAGAUAUCGUAGAACUACAACUCCCAUUAUGCUUUGCAAGCCUUUUGGGUGCUUUUAAAAUGACAAGGCAUCAUGGAAGGUGCAGUUCUAAAACAUCUGGGGAUCUACCUUUUGGCACACCUGGUAUACAGUAUGAAAUACUUAUAAGAUGUUUGUAUUAAAUUCAUGAUGUAAUGUGACCUAAUUGUUAAACAAGAUAAACAAUUGCUAGGGCAUAGGAAAUACUAGCUGAUAUUUAGUUGCAUGGAUAGGUGAGUAGUUACUUUUUAAUUGUAUGGACAUGGAUUUUUUAAAUCCUUUUCCAUACACAAUAAUGCAGAGUGAGAGGAAGAGGUGAAAAAUAGUGCUUCUAUAAUUACAUUUGUUAAUUCUAUCCAAUAUAGCAAUAUGUAGCUUUAUAUAAAUUCUAUCAGAAUGUUUUUCCUUACAUUUAUGGACGAUUCAUUUAAGGAUCUUAAACAUUACAUUACACAAAAUAAGCAUGACAAAUUGAAAAUGUAUUUCCCUUAAUUGAUGGUAUUGCCUUUUUAACAUUACGUUUAAAAUGCAAAAAUGUUGUUUUGUGUGUUUGUUUUUUUUUCUCUGAAACAAAAGCAUUAACAAAAAUUUUGUUUUACUUGCAAUGCCUUCAAUGGAGCAGACGGGUAUGAAUUCUAUAAUGUUCUAUAAAUUAUAGCAUGUGUGUAUCUUAUUUUGUAUUUGCAUUUUCCCUUUCCUUUUAUAUAUAUUUUUAUUUUUUAAAUUUCUAGUAACGUGGUAAAUGUUUUCUGUUUUUGUGUGUUUUUAUUUUAACCUGAAUUAUGUUUCUGCUAGCUCUUACCAUCGUUUCUUUUGGUGUUAUCUCUUUAUACAGGUGAGAAGCCUUUCAAGUGUGAACAGUGCAGUUAUGUUGCAUCAAAUCAGCAUGAAGUAACACGCCAUGCAAGACAGGUCCACAACGGGCCAAAACCUUUAACGUGUCCACACUGCAAGUACAAGACUGCUGAUCGAAGCAACUUCAAAAAGCACGUAGAAUUACACGUCAACCCACGGCAGUUUUUGUGCCCUGUGUGUGAUUACGCAGCAUCCAAGAAAUGUAACCUUCAGUAUCACAUCAAAUCCAGACACUCUGGAUGUUCUGAUAUUACAAUGGAUGUGUCCAAAGUGAAACUGAGAACAAAAAAAGGGGAAGUAGCCGUACUCGACACUACGGCAAUAGACGUGCAGGAUGACAAUGAAUAUGCAAAAGAAAAUGACUCUGAAGUAAAGAAACCUGAAAAGAGCGUGAAAGUAGAAAAAAAAGAUAGUGUGAAACCUAAGAAGCAGAUUCCUGAUCCUGUGAUUACGCAGGUCACUAGAAGUAGCCGCAGGUCCGUUUCACAGCCUAAGCCUGAUGGCAAUGAAGUUAGCACUGAAAUACCUUCAAAGGUUAAAUGUGGCAAAAGGAAGGCAACCGUUGCGCCUGAAAAUCAGUCUAAGACCAGUGAUGCAGAAACUAUCAAUAUAAAGAAAAGGAAACUGGUACAAAAAAACAAGGGCUCACAAGUAGCAGUAGUUACAAAGACAUUAAAAAGUAAAAAAACACAUAAAAUGAAACGACGCAUGAAAAAAAUUAAGGAAAACAAACUUUCCAUCAAGAAUGAAAAAAAGAAAGCUAUCGAACAAGGCAAGAGAAAGAAACUGAAGAUGAAAUCUAAAAAAACAGUUUCAGAUAAAAAUGUGGAAAAAGAAAACUCUCCAAAAAAGAAAACCCAGGUCAAUGAUACUGGCUCUACUUUGACAACGUGUACUGGAGAAACAUCUGUCCAGGAGUGUGCAGAAAGGGAGGAGGAUGUUUCAAUUCCAACUGCAGAUCCUCAGGAUAAUAAAGAAGUACACACGGAAUGUAAAAUAAAUGAUAGUGUAAUAGUUCAUGUACCCACUUGCAACAGCAAUGUUGCUUUGCAUUUGCCCACUCAAGAUCUAAAUGUGUCAAAUGAGUUACCAAUUGAGAAUGAUAAAAAUGCUGCUAGCCUAGAUGUUGUGACACCUAGCAGCAUUGCAGUUGAAGCAGAGUCCAACUUCCAGACACCAAGUGACCAGGACUCUGAAAGUGUGCAAGUGAAUGAGUUCUCCAAGAGUUUUAAUUCCCAAGUCACACCACUUGUUGAAGUUUCAGAUUCUAAUGAAGCACCCACUACGAACUGUCCUUCUGAUACCUCAGAAAAUGCUUGCAGUGUGGAAAAAAGUGAGGAACCACAAGAACAAAAUAAAUUGGAAAAGGAUGACAAGCUAGAAAUAGGCAAGGAAAAUGAAGGACAGGAUGUGUCCGACAAGUCUUGCAGUUUAGAUGCAAAGGAGUUGCUCGAAGUCCAACAGAGGCCAGAAGAGGUUUGCAGUUUUGUUCAAGAAGAUAAGAAUCUGGAAGGGGAGGACAAAUCAGAACAUACUUCCAAUGUACACAUAAAUGAGGUCCUAGGACAGGAGAUAUCAGAACAAACUUCUGAUUUUCAAAGAAGUAAUGAUUCAUCACAAGAAAUAUCAGAAAACCCUUGCAAUGUAGAAAUAUGUAUGGAACCCAUCGAGCUGGACAAACCAAAAAUAAAUGCGGAAUCGCUAAAACCAGAAGAAUCCAUUGGAACCCAGAAUUUGCUAGUAGAAUGUUGUACUAAGAGUGUGAAUGACUGUGAACCAAAAGAGAUUAAGGUCUCUCCGUGCGAUGUUUCCAGCAAUGAAUCGCUUGAUACUGAGGAAGAUGAAGGAAUACAUAGUCAUGAUGGCAGUGAUAUAAGUGACAAUGUAUCAGAAAGAAGUGAUGACUCUGGAUUAAAUGGCGUGCCAUCUGUGCAAGAACAGCCAGAACCCAAGUCUAGUGUAGAACCGAGUGCUUCCAAAAGUAAUGUUGCAAGUGAAAACUUUGUUUGUAUCUUCUGUGAUCGUGCUUUCAGGAAAGAAGAAGAAUAUACAAAGCAUCUAAAACGCCAUUUGGUUAAUGUAUAUUAUCUUGAGAAAGCCGCACAAGGUCAAGUGUAA
This is a messenger RNA of Pelobates cultripes (western spadefoot toad), 10230 nucleotides long. The record is from the annotation of a GenBank genome assembly. Lineage: Eukaryota; Metazoa; Chordata; Amphibia; Anura; Pelobatidae.